CUUUCCACCAGAGUUGAAUGUAUAGGAUUUGUAAGUUCUGAAAGAUCAGAAAAUGACAACAUCCCCUGUACAAAAUUUGAUUUUAAGAAUUGUGACUUUUGUGCUUCUCCUGAUUUCCUUAAUCGUAAUGGUAACGAGCAACACAAGAUCCAGCAAUGGCAACGCAGAAGACCUGGUAUACCGUUUCAAUGACUUCAAGCCCUUCAGAUAUGUUGUAGCUGCCGACGUCUUGGGCUGCUUUUAUUCCCUCAUUCAUAUCAUUCGACUACUUUGUAUUAGCACUGGCACUGGAGGAUUGGGGCUCUACCUCAACUUUAUCUCUGAUCAGGUUUUGACCUUUAUAGUAUUAUCUAGUGCCUCAGCAGGCAUAGGAUGCGUAAUGUUAACAGAGGAAUUCAUUAAAGCUGCAGAUUCAUACGAUUCGGCUGCAAAGAAGUUUCUGAGGUUUGCAUCAGCUUCUGUGAGUAUGCAGUUUCUGGGAUUUGUUAUUAUAGCGUUUUGUGCAGUGGUGUCAGGUUAUAGCUUGUCCUGUUACAUGUAUUCUUCAUACUUCGAUUUUGUGCAAAGGCGAGGAAUCCCUGCAACAUACGUUGAUACAGAGCGGCAGGAUGAUACUAGAAAUCGGGUUUCAGAAUUGUAAGAAUUCAAAGCAUCGAGUUUUAUUGUCUUGUAUAGUUGUAUACAAAAUUACAAAUACACCAUUGUAGUUAUUAUGAAGAAAAUGAAUCCCAGAACCCAUUCAAUCCUGUGCUUCUGAACUUCUGAUUAGUUCAGAGGGCAUGCUAUGUAAAUUAGUAAAGGUCACUUUCCAAGCAGAAUGCUUCAAGUUUACCUCUUAGAUUGGAGUGUAAGUUAGAGGAAGGAAGAUAUUUUAUAUAAGUUUAAUGGAGGAAGAUAUUUUUUAUUUCUUAA
Molecule: messenger RNA, 912 nt
Organism: Cryptomeria japonica (Japanese cedar)
Lineage: Eukaryota; Viridiplantae; Streptophyta; Pinopsida; Cupressales; Cupressaceae
Product: CASP-like protein PIMP1
Exons: 3
Coding region: 53-640 (195 amino acids)
Source: RefSeq, a predicted model, not a curated record